Molecule: messenger RNA, 1689 nt
Organism: Solanum pennellii
Lineage: Eukaryota; Viridiplantae; Streptophyta; Magnoliopsida; Solanales; Solanaceae
Product: alpha-farnesene synthase-like
Exons: 7
Coding region: 1-1689 (562 amino acids)
Biological process (GO): diterpenoid biosynthetic process
Molecular function (GO): terpene synthase activity; magnesium ion binding
Source: RefSeq, a predicted model, not a curated record
AUGGCUUGCAGAUGCAUAUUAUCCGUUAUUCCAACCAUGCAAACACAAAAAAUUCAUACUCUUAGUAUUAAAAAUCAAAUUCAGCCUCAAACCAGAAUUUCUUCAUAUAAACCAAACAUUUGGAAAUUCGAUGAUCUACUUUCUCUUACAACUCAAUAUUCUAAAAGGAAGUACCAAAUUGAAGCUGAGAAGCUAAAAGAGGAAGUAAUAAGUUGCACGUUUUCAAAGAGUGAUACUCCAGUGGCCCUGCUUGAACUUGUUGAUGAAAUUGACAAAUUUGGCCUCACUGAUUACUUCGACGUUGAAACAAAAGCAGCUUUGGAAAAAACAAUUAUGCACAUGAAAAGUAGUAACACAAAGGACAAUAAGGACUUAUAUGCUACUGCAUUAUGCUUCAGACUCCUAAGGCAACAUGGCUACUAUGCUUCACAAGAUAUGUUAAAGGAGUUGUUUGAUAGCAAGAAAAUGUCAGAUACAAAAACAUUAUUGGAGCUAUUGGAAGGGUCAUAUUUGGGCAUGGAUGGUGAAAAUUUACUAAAUGACAUAAGAUUAUUCACAACUAAUAACCUUAUGAAUACUAGUUUUAAUAAGGAAAAUUUGAGCAAUUAUUUCCCAUUAGCAUGGAGAGUGAGAUGGUAUGAUGUUAGAAGACACAUAACAAUGUUUACUCAACAAGGCAACAACAACAACAACACAAAUCAAGUAUUACUCAAUUUGGCUAAACUUAACUUCAAUAUAAUUCAAGCCACACACCUAAAAGAUCUCAAAGAUGUUAUAAGAUGGUGGAGGGAUCUUGACAUAGUUGAAGAUUUGUUUUUUACAAGGGACAGGAUGGUAGAAUGCUUUUAUUUUGCUGGAGGAAUUGGGUCUAAGCCUCAACAUGGAAGCAUUAGAAAAUGGGUUACUAAAGUGUUUCAAUUGGUAUUAAUAAUAGAUGAUGUUUUUGAUAUUUAUGGUUCAUUAGCUGAUGCACAACAAUUUACUCAUGCCAUAAACAAGUGGGAUCCAAAUGAAGUAAAAUGUCUGCCAGAGUGUAUACAAAUUUGUUUUAGAGCAUUGUAUGAUACAGUAGAAGAGAUAUCUGCUGAGAUUGAUGACCAACAAAAAGGAUGUCGCCCUUCAGCAUUUCCUUGUCUCAAACAAGGCUGGCUCAACUUUUGUAAAGCCAUGUUGGUGGAAGCAAAGUGGUAUAAUGAAGGCCAUAUACCAACACUUGAAGAGUAUCUUAACAAUGGGUGGAUUUCAUCCACUGUUCCAUUACUUUCUGAUUAUGUGAUUUAUGGUCUCACAAAUAAUAAAAUAACAAAUGAAUCGCUUGAUUCAAGCAAAAAUUUCCAAGAAAUUAUUUACCAUACUUCAGUUAUAUUUCGACUUUGCAAUGACCAAGGUACCUCAACGGCGGAGCUAGAGAGAGGUGAUGUUGCUUCAUCAAUUAUAUGUUACAUGCAACAAGAAAAUGUCUCGGAGGAUGUAGCUCGAGAGCAUAUCGAAAGCAUAAUUUUGGAUUCGUGGAAGAAGAUCAAUUAUCAUUUUAAUACACUUUCAAUGUCACAUCGCGAAAUUGCUAAGCAUGUAAUAAAUAUAGCGCUAAUGGGACAUGUUAUGUAUCAAUUUGGAGAUGGAUUUGGGGUUCAAGAUGGCAAGACUCGAGACCAAAUCCUAAUCAACUUGAUGGAGCCUAUUACAUAA